UUACACACUAAUACCAUUUCUGACUUUUUUCCAUGUUUUGUGACUGUUGUAUUGCUCCAAGGAUUGCUUUUGGUUUUUCAUUUUUGAGAUUUAUUCCACUUCGAUCUAUUGGACGUGAAUGGAAUUUAAUUUGUGCUGGGAAAAACAUGGAAAAAAUGAAUCUAAAGGAUUAAAUGAAAUCAUGACGUAUGCUGCCUGUGGUGUUUACACAGUACCGGCUGUAGUCCGCCAGGGGGCGCUAUUGGAGCGGCUUGUCAUGUUGAUGCCCAGCCUGCCUCCAGCAGAGAGCAGUGCUUGGUUGGAUGUGAGCGCCACCGACUUGUCUCUACUUCCAGAUCGAAGAUGGCGGUCUCGGUGUUCCCCGGCGUGCGGCUCCUCUCCAUCGGAGACGCGAAUGGAGACAUACAGCGACACUCAGAGCAGCAGCCCUUGCGGUUAGAAGUCAAAAGCACACAAGAUGCUGCCCUCAUCAGUCUCUCCAAUGGAGAGGAUACGAGUGUGUUCAAGUGUUCGGUUUCCAGGGAGACGGAGUGCAGCCGCGUGGGGAAGCAGUCAUUUAUCAUCACACUGGGCUGCAACAGCGUCUUGCUGCAGUUCUCCUCACCUGCAGACUUUCAGUCCUUUUAUAACAUCCUCAAGAACAGUCGUGGGCAUAGCAGCGAGCGCUCAGCCUUCAGUGAAAGAACAGAGGAGUCCUCUGCUGUACAGUACUUCCAGUUUUAUGGCUACCUCUCCCAGCAACAAAACAUGAUGCAGGACUACGUUCGGACAGGAACUUACCAACGGGCAAUUCUCCAGAACCACACCGACUUCAAGGAUAAGGUGGUGCUGGAUGUCGGUUGUGGCUCAGGGAUCCUCUCUUUCUUUGCAGCCCAAGCUGGAGCCAGGAAGGUCUAUGCUGUAGAGGCCAGCACCAUGGCACAGCACGCUGAGGUGCUGGUGAACAGUAACCGCCUCGGGGAGCGUGUGGUCGUCAUUCCGGGGAAAGUGGAGGAAGUGACGCUGCCUGAGCAGGUUGACAUCAUCAUCUCAGAGCCCAUGGGCUACAUGCUGUUCAAUGAGCGCAUGCUGGAGAGCUACCUGCAUGCCAAGAAGUUUCUCAAACCCAACGGUAAAAUGUUCCCGACUAUUGGUGACGUCCAUCUUGCCCCCUUCACAGACGAGCAGCUCUACAUGGAGCAGUUCACCAAGGCCAACUUCUGGUACCAGCCCUCCUUCCACGGUGUAGACCUUUCUGCCCUGCGGGGGGCAGCAGUGGACGAGUAUUUCCGUCAACCAAUUGUGGACACGUUUGAUAUCCGUAUUCUGAUGGCCAAGUCGGUCAAACACACAGUCAACUUCCUGGAGACCAAAGAAGAGGAUCUGUACAGGAUAGAGAUUCCCUUUAAGUUCCACAUGAUGCACUCAGGCCUGGUGCACGGCUUGGCUUUCUGGUUUGACGUGGCGUUUAUGGGAUCAGUGAUGACAGUAUGGCUGUCCACGGCGCCCACAGAGCCUCUCACCCACUGGUACCAGGUGCGCUGUCUGCUGCAGUCUCCCCUCUUCACCAAGGCUGGCGAUACUCUGUCCGGCACUGCACUGCUGGUGGCCAACAAGAGACAAAGCUACGACAUCAGUAUUGUUGCCCAGGUGGAUCAGACAGGAUCAAAGUCCAGCAAUCUCCUGGACUUGAAGAAUCCCUUUUUCAGGUACACAGGCUCCACCCCAAACCCCCCUCCUGGCUCACACUACACCUCCCCAUCUGAGAACAUGUGGAACACGGGUUCGGCCUACAGCAUGAGUCAGGGGAUGGCUGUAUCAGGGAUGCCAGCAGCUUAUGACCUCAGUACAGUCAUCGGCAGCGGCCCAUCAGUGUCUCACAACAACCUCAUCCCCCUGGUGAACACAGGAAUUGUAAACCACACCCACUCCAGGAUGGGCUCCAUCAUGAGCACGGGAAUUGUCCAGGGAGCCACUACAGGCCAAUCAGGCCUCAGCAGCAGCGGUACCUACUACCCUGUCACCAACCAGUUCACCAUGGGGGGUGCUGCCAUCUCCAUGGCCUCACCUAUGGUCAUCCCCAGCAACACCAUGCAUUACGGCAGUUAAGACGAAGACGUCGCAGAGACCUCUUCGUCCUCCCCGCCCCCUGCAUGACAAAAGAUCCCCAACCCCUCCCAGUGGAGCUCGUUGGUCCGCACCCCCAACCUUCAACCCUUAGAGACCCACCAACCGCAGCCAAAACCAGUAUACCAAAAUCAGUGCUGUGCUGGCACUUCCUCCCCUUGUUCGUCACCUUCAUUCUACUCUGUUCAGUCCAUCACUAUAUGAACGUUCGAACACUCUCAUAUCCGUCCAGACUGAUGUCUUGCUAACAGAGGAAAGCUCCUGUUGGAUCCAUUGAGAUUGUAACGUGCUCAGCCGAGAUGCACUGCAGUUAUCCUCUACCCUCUCAACAUGUAUCUUUAUCCCUCCUCUCCACUUGCUGUCUCCGUUUUUUUUCCCUUCUUCUUCUUUUUAGAUGUGUCAUGACCCCACCACCCCAAAAGUGUGUUUUCAAUCCCGUCUUUGCCUGAGAAUCAACUUGUUGCAAGAUACCAGCAUCAGUCCGUUCUUACAGCUCUCCAAGCUUCUCUACCAAACCUUUUCAUUAGUGCAGUAGGACACUGUUCUCAUCAACACUCAUCUCUGGGCUGACAUCCUGGCUUUUCAUAUCUGUUCUAAUCUUCAAGGUCCUCUGCACCUCUCACAAGACACAGACUCAAACCAGUCAAACAGUUUCUUCAAAUUACAGGAUGCUUUACUUAGUCAGUCUACUCAUGGAGAUGGUUUUGGAUUUAGGCAGAGGCAAAUAUAUCAGAAAACUAAAGCUGUCUACAUGUCUAGGUUUUUUGUUUUUUGGGGGUUUUUUCUUGUGACUCGGACAAACAGACUCUGCUUGUGAUAAAAUGUGUAGUUCUACUUAAAAGCAGUUCUACUAAACAUUGAGUUUUGGGAGAAUGUCACGCUGGUCACCUUCUAGGCUAAGUAAUGAAAUGAAUUGGCACUUCACAUGUGUGUCUGAGGAAGAGUGUGGGUUCCAUUUAUCUUUCCUAACAUUUCAACACACACUACACUGACUGGAAGUGGUCUCCAUGCUCAGAUGUUAGGCUUCAUCACAUUAAAGGGUAGUUGACCUAAUGGCUAUGCAUGGAGAUAUGCUUUUGCAUAAAGAACAGAUCUGAAGUUUAUACUGUAUUAUUAAAACUGCAUGAAUUGAUGAUGAAUGAAUUUUGAGUACUUUAGGCGGGCAGGAGAAAAAGUUAUCACAGCACUGUCACAGUGCUUUUGAAGUGGUGAACGUGCUAGCAAACACUUAUUUACUCAUCUAGAACAUGAAGAAAUGUCCUGAUUAGUGUCAAAUAUUCACCGUUUGGUCUCCAACUCCAGUGAAAAAACAGUCUGUAGCUGCUGAAUACCCCAUUAUGUUCACCAGGUCAUUACUAACUUUCCACUUGCUGUUUGUUGCUGGGCAGGUGGUGCACGGUGGCUGUGUGGGUUCAUCACAGGUGAUACCUUUCAGAUUACACAUAUAUAGGAUGUAUAAAUUUCAAGCUCUCCUGGUAAUGAAUUGUGCAACCUUUUAACCUUUUCAGUCUCUCCUUAAAAGCAUUCUUGGUGUUAGCCUUGGUUGUACGUACGAAAAGCGACAGUUGUAGUUGUAUGAAUAAUAGAGAGAAGAUAGUUUGAUAGAGAAGUUCACAUCUUUGCACAGUCAGCAAGUUCCUGUUUUGAGUCUGACUGCUUGUUCAGUGUGUAGCUAAAAAAGAUGAAAGAUCUGACGAGCACUGUGUUCGAGCCUUUUUGUGUUUGCCAGUCUCAUGAAACCCCAUUCUGUUGGGGCUUUGUGGAUGAUUUUGGUGUUUUGUUUUUUUUAAUACCAAACACAGAAGGUGACCAACGAAACAGUCUACCAAAACCUGCUUAUCUUUGUUCAAGUGAGUCCUGUAAACCCGAAAUCCCGCUUUUGCUGCUCCUGUCGCCCAUUCUCCUCAUCUGGUUUUUAGCUGAGAGGACAUUGCAGCAGCUCCUCCCCAGCCAGUCAUUUCUGAGCCAGGUUGCGCCAGCACAGUUGGAGGAGGAAGAUUGGAGAACACACCAGUAAGGACCAAUGACCCAGGUGGCAGCCAACUGGCUGCCGGAAUGAGAAAAGCUGUGCUGGAUCUGCAGCGUCUUAGUUUACAUCCUCGCUUCCUUCCCCUGCUUUUUGUCCCAACCUCCUCUGAGACUGAGACUGUCGCAAAGAGACUUCAGUGUGGAGGCGUGGGAGGCAGGGCCACCUUCCUCCUCGUCUCUUCGCCAUGUAUGACCUCCAACAUAUCAUGCCCCCAGAACAUCUGAUCCCCUCAUCCCUUUUCUCAGUUAAGGAGAGAAAGACUGACACAUGUAUGCAUUGCUUCCAGUGUCACAACUAUUGGACUCUGUUCAUUUGGGAUUUAUGAGUUAGCAAGAAAAUGUCUCUUUGUAGGAUUAAUCUUUUUGUUGUCUUUAUUUUGUUUUUUCUUUCACAAAAACAAUGAAAAAAAAAAGAGGGCAAAUUAAAUGUGGUGGAGAUGUUCCAGACCAUCGUGGAA
This is a messenger RNA of Scatophagus argus, 4592 nucleotides long. It is a transcript of the gene carm1, whose product is annotated as coactivator-associated arginine methyltransferase 1. Gene Ontology annotation, biological process: peptidyl-arginine methylation. The transcript is spliced from 16 exons. The record is from RefSeq and is a predicted model, not a curated record. The coding region runs from base 343 to 2088 and encodes 581 amino acids. Lineage: Eukaryota; Metazoa; Chordata; Actinopteri; Scatophagidae. Gene Ontology annotation, molecular function: protein-arginine N-methyltransferase activity.